Cylindrotheca closterium is the source of this 1779-nucleotide messenger RNA. The record is from the annotation of a GenBank genome assembly. Lineage: Eukaryota; Bacillariophyta; Bacillariophyceae; Bacillariales; Bacillariaceae.
AUGACAGCAUCAUUUGGUGAAACGGGAGAUGACGUAGUUACAGUCGACCCAUUCGCACAACCACAAAAUGCCACAUAUCAGAGCGAAAAUGAAAGCCACGACCAAGUCAAGAAAGAGAAGAGAGUUUCGUUUCUGACCUUGGGAGACGGUGACUUUACAUACUCGCUGGAUUUAGCUCGAUAUUUGGCGUCUACCAAGGACGAUCUGAAAUAUGUUCUCACGGCGACUGGAGUCGAUACUCGUGAAGAACUCAUAUCAAAGUACAAGGACACUCCAUUUGUUCUGAAACAACUUGCAAAUGCUGCUUCUGCAUCACCAUCAGACUCAGGUUCAGAAAAGGAUAACAAAUUGACUGUAGACAUUCGACAUGGAAUCAACGCCAUUGCGAUGCCAAAGAUCUUGGUCGAAAGGAACGACAAGGUUAAGCAUCAUCAUGACAAUGGCUCCGACAACAACAACACUUCCAAUAGUCCCAUCCCGCCGAAGUCACCUGAAUCACAAUCACCAUCAUCAAACACCACCAUAGGCCCAUUGGCUAUGAAAUCUGCCGACCAUGUGAUGUUUCAUCACCCACACUUGGCAACCGAAGAUGCUGUCUUGCACAGAAAAUUCCUAUGCCACCUCUUCCAUACAGUGAAUCGCAUUUGGCUCACGCCUUCUGCAAAAUCAUCUGGUUCCACCGGUGAUGAUGAGGAAAAAAUGGGACAUGGCAAUCCGUGCUUCUUUCAUUUGACUCUAGUCAAGGGACAAGCUGAACGAUGGAAGUGUGUGGAAACAGCUCAAAACCAAGGAUUUGAUUUGGUUUGGAGAGGUCCCUUUGUCCCACCACCUCCAUCAAUAUCUCUUGAUGCCGAAAACACGGGAGAAGGACCCCUUACCACAUACCAAUUGCGGCGGCAUCAAACAGGAAAAUCAUUUGCUUCUCGAAGACCAGAAUGGCAAAGUGAAAGUCUUGUCUUUGCGAGGCAAGGAAUGAAGAAGAUGAGUCAAAAAGGAGCGCCAAUCCUACCAUGGGACGUGUCCAAACCUAGCGAUAUGCCCAACGCAGUCGAAUUGAACCUUGCAUGUAGCAGUGACAAGAGCAAUAAUAAAAAACUACAAAAAGGAUCACUAUUGGCGUGCCCACACUGUGAAAAGGUCUUUCGGGAAGAACGAUCCCUCAAGUCUCAUUUGAAAGCCAAACAUACGGCACUGCUUCCACCAGAAGAAAGGAAUCACGGAAAGUGCAAGAAGAAGAAACGGAAACUAGCUGUCGUAUCAUCCGAAUCAUCGUCGACGGCCAUGGGCACCGCAGAUGCUUGGCAGUGUCCUCACCAGUGUAGGGGAAUGGAUGGUGAGGUUCGUACAUUUUGCAGCCAAGAAGCCUUGCAAAGCCACAUUGUUGCCAAGCAUGCAGGUAUUCAUCAGUCUAUCUCUCCAGACUGGAAACAACCAGCGGAGGCACAAUCCGAAGGAAAACAAGAUCCUCUGAGGAAUCAACACGAAGGCACGGACAACCCGUCGGUCGCUACUGAACCAGAAGUAUCAAUCAAAGUGUCAAAAGAGAUAGAGAUACAUGGUCAUUGCAAAGUUUGUGGAUGGCGCUUCGAAACAAAAGCCCAAGCACUGAAACACAUUGAUGAUUUUACCCCUCCUUCUACAGCGCUAUCCUUCCCAUGUCGCUUUUGCGAUAAAGUGUUUCGAGAGAAUCGAGCUCAGCUACAACACGAGAACUUUUGCGUCCACCGAAAUCCAAAGCACAAGGACGUUGUGACAAAAACAGCUACACUUGGAUAUUAG